This is a messenger RNA of Cylas formicarius (sweet potato weevil), 765 nucleotides long. RefSeq names its product unconventional myosin-Vc. Lineage: Eukaryota; Metazoa; Arthropoda; Insecta; Coleoptera; Brentidae. The record is from RefSeq and is a predicted model, not a curated record. Gene Ontology annotation, cellular component: spindle pole. The transcript is spliced from 4 exons. Gene Ontology annotation, molecular function: protein binding. The coding region runs from base 1 to 765 and encodes 254 amino acids. Gene Ontology annotation, biological process: spindle organization; establishment of meiotic spindle localization; mitotic cell cycle.
AUGGCGUCGACGUAUUAUUUGCUCGACGAUGCAAUGCACGUGGAAGAACAGAUAGUGCAAAAAUAUGAGCAAGCCCACACCGCUGUUAAAAAAAGCCACCGGGCUGCCGUGAUUAUUCAGCGAUACUACAGAGGCCACGCCGUGCGACAGCGUCUAGAAAAACAACGCAUCGCCGCUAUAGUGUUACAGAAACACACGAGAGGAUGGCUAGUGCGCUAUCACUUGCCUGACAUCAUGCAACAACGCUAUGACGAACUGUGCCUGAACUAUUACGACAGAAUGGCGACCAAGAUUCAAGCCCUCUGGAGAGGGGUAUUGGCAAGAAAAAGAGUUUGCUUGAAAUUGUUACUAGAAAAGAAGAGGUUGACCGAAGAACGUCUAAAACGGUUCACUGUACCUCCGAAAUCGUCUGACAGUUCAGCAUCACACUUCAAUCGAUUUUACAUAGAAAAAAUUCUUACCCUGUUGUUCGACAGGCACCACCUGCUCAGCACUAGGGUUGCCAAGGGUAUUUUCGCGCAGAAAAGCAAAAGCGAAAUUUCGGAAAUCGAAAAGUUAUUGACCUCGAUGCCGUGGAAAAAGUACAAGAAACAAUAUACGGAGAUUGCCAACGAAUAUUUCAAGCGCGUUAAAUGUAUACCAUAUCAAUAUUCCGACAGCAGAUUAAGGCACCAAGAAGAUCUCUUGAGGUUACGGGCCCCGAGGGAAAACAAGAAGCAGAUUUUGGAUGUUGAAAUUGAAGACGACUUUCUCGCAAAACCGUGA